GGCACAUCAUUCCUGGAACUGAGGAGAGGAACAUCCACGAUGACUUCUGUCCCCACAGCCAACUGGAACAUGAGCAUGAGCAGCAGGUGGAAUAUUAGCCUUGCUGCAGUGGAUGAUCCCUGGGAACAGGAACUGGGAGCACCAGCUGGAAGCAUUUCUCCCCCUCUGGCAUCCUCAGCAGCCAACUUCUCCAACCAGUUUGUGCAGCCCUCUUGGCGCAUUGCCCUGUGGUCUUUGGCUUACGGUGGUGUGGUGGCAGUGGCUGUUUUUGGAAAUCUCAUUGUCAUCUGGAUUAUCCUGGCUCACAAGCGCAUGAGGACAGUGACCAAUUACUUCCUGGUGAACCUGGCCUUCUCCGAUGCCUCCAUGGCUGCUUUCAAUACUCUCAUCAACUUCAUCUACGCACUGCACAGUGAGUGGUACUUUGGAGAGGCUUACUGCCGCUUCCACAAUUUCUUCCCAAUCACAGCUGUCUUCGCCAGCAUCUACUCCAUGACAGCGAUAGCUGUGGACAGAUACAUGGCCAUUAUUGAUCCCUUGAAACCUAGGCUCUCUGCAACUGCUACCAAGGUGGUCAUUGGGAGCAUAUGGACUUUGGCUUUCCUGCUGGCCUUUCCCCAGUGCCUAUACUCCAUAACCAAGGUGAUGCCUGGGAGAACUCUUUGCUAUGUAGCAUGGCCAGGUGGUCCAAAACAGCACUUUACGUAUCAUGUUAUUGUGAUUGUCCUGGUUUACUGCUUUCCACUGCUUGUCAUGGGCAUCACUUAUUCCAUAGUGGGAAUUACGCUCUGGGGAGGAGAAAUACCAGGCGACACAUCUGACAAAUAUCACGAGCAGCUCAAAGCUAAGAGAAAGGUGGUAAAAAUGAUGAUCGUGGUUGUGCUGACGUUUGCCAUCUGCUGGCUGCCAUACCACAUUUACUUCAUAGUUACUGGAAUCUACCAACAAUUAAAUCGGUGGAAAUACAUUCAGCAAAUCUAUUUGGCCAGCUUUUGGCUUGCCAUGAGCUCUACAAUGUACAAUCCCAUUAUCUACUGCUGUCUUAAUAAGAGGUUCCGAGCUGGCUUCAAAUGCGCUUUCCGUUGGUGCCCCUUCAUUGAGAUGUCCAGCUAUGAUGAGCUAGAGCUCAAAGCAGCCAGGUUUCAUCCCACUCGGCAAAGCAGCCUAUAUGCUGUGUCCAGAAUGGAGUCCAGCAUGACAGUGGUGUUCGACACCAGCGAUGGAGACAACACCCAUGCCAGCCGUAAGAAAAGAGCAGCUCCAAAAGACACGAGUUUCAAUGGCAGCUCACGGAAGAAUUCCAAGACUGUCUCCACAGCCUCAAGUCUCAACAGUUCACUGCACACAUCAGUAGAUGAUUAUUCCUGA
This is a messenger RNA of Strigops habroptila (Kakapo), 1368 nucleotides long. It is a transcript of the gene TACR3, whose product is annotated as tachykinin receptor 3. Gene Ontology annotation, cellular component: sperm midpiece; plasma membrane. Lineage: Eukaryota; Metazoa; Chordata; Aves; Psittaciformes; Psittacidae. The transcript is spliced from 5 exons. Bases 40 to 1368 code for a protein of 442 amino acids. Gene Ontology annotation, molecular function: tachykinin receptor activity. Gene Ontology annotation, biological process: G protein-coupled receptor signaling pathway; positive regulation of flagellated sperm motility. The record is from RefSeq and is a predicted model, not a curated record.